AUGGUGAAAUGUAACACAGAGCCAAUAUAUUUUGCUAUUGACUGGUUCAUGUGUUUGUAUACACGCAAUUUGCCAUGGUCUACAGUCCUCCGUAUAUGGGAUAUGUUCUUCUUCGAAGGUGUGAAGGUUUUAUUUCGUAUAGCACUUUCUAUAUUUCAACUUUUACUGGGAGAUUCGAAUUCAAGAAGAAGAUUGAAUUCAAUGGAUAAAUUAAUGGAAUCUUUACGUAAUCUACCUAAAAAUAUAGUCGGUGAACAUGUGCUUAUUAAUCAUUCAUUUCGUUAUACAUUUAUCACUAAACAAGAACUUGUAAAACUGUAUCGAACACAACUAAAGUCUAUUGAGUUAAUAUCAUCAUCUUCAUCCUAA
Molecule: messenger RNA, 369 nt
Organism: Schistosoma mattheei
Lineage: Eukaryota; Metazoa; Platyhelminthes; Trematoda; Strigeidida; Schistosomatidae
Source: the annotation of a GenBank genome assembly